CCGAGGUGGCCUCUAGACUGAAAUGUCACCUCGUGCUGGCGGGUCGCGUUGCGUUUCUUCCAAAGCAAUGUCAACAUGCCCCGCUAUUUGCCCCUCACCUUCCUCCAACGAGCGAAGUCCAUCGCCCUCACACAUUCACCUUCCCGAAUAGCACCGGCUUACGCACCGCGAAUAAGCGCGUUUUGCAUUGGACGAGGCUUCACUUCCUCCGCGCCUACACAAAGACUUGUCGCAACGCCUAGGCUGUUGGACAAAUACACACCUGAUCGCAUACCGAACGCCGCCUGGCCCUAUAUCUACAAGCCAUUUGACAAGAUGCCAAACCUCGACACAUACUUCAAGCAGGUGGACAGCCUGCAGGACAAGUUCAUUGAGAGGCUGAGGGAAGCUGUUGCGAUCCCCAGUAUCAGCUCAGAAGACAACAGGAGGCCUGAUGUUGUCAAGGUAAGCAUCGCUCGAGUAUCGUAAAGAUAGUUUGGCCUGACAUGAUUUCAGAUGGGCCACUGGCUCUCGGACCAGAUCAAAGCGCUUGGCGGUACUGUUGAGCUUCGCGAGCUCGGAAAGCAGCCUGGUCGCGAACAUCUAACCCUCCCACCGUGCCUCCUCGCACGCCUUGGAGACGACCCGAAGAAGGCAAACGUUCUCCUCUACGGCCAUUACGAUGUACAGCCUGCGCAAAAGUCGGACGGCUGGGCGACCGACCCUUUUACCCUCACCAUCGACGAUAAGGGCCGCAUGUACGGACGUGGUAGCACGGAUGACAAGGGCCCCGUGCUUGGAUGGUUGAACGCGAUCGAGGCACACCAAAAGUCUGGUCUGGAACUGCCGGUUAAUCUCCUCAUGUGCUUUGAGGGUAUGGAGGAGAACGGCUCAGAGGGCCUAGACGACACUAUCCGCGCGGAAGCGAAGGGGUUCUUCAAGGACGCAGAUGUGGUCUGCAUCUCGGACAACUACUGGCUGGGAACGGAGAAGCCUUGCUUGACAUACGGAGUCCGUGGAUGCAACUACUACUCGCUCGAGAUCGCCGGGCCUGGCCAGGACCUGCACUCUGGUGUCUACGGUGGUGUUACUCAUGAGCCCAUGACCGACCUUGUCCGCAUCAUGAACUCCCUGGUCGAUCCAGAUGGCAAGAUUCUCAUCCAAGGUCUUGACGACUUGGUAGCACCCAUGACCGAGCAAGAGGCUGCCUUAUAUCCACCCAUUGCCUUCACAAUGGAUGACCUGAAGGAGUCGCUAGGCGGCGAGGUUGCGAUCCACGGCACCAAGGAGGAGGCGCUCAAGCACAAGAUGCGAUACCCAUCACUUUCGUUGCACGGUAUUGAGGGAGCGUUCUACUCCGAAGGAGCCAAGACCGUCAUCCCUGCGCGAGUCGUUGGAAAGUUCUCCAUUCGUACCGUACCUAACAUGGAGAUUGACGAGGUCACCAAGCUUGUCGAGAAGCACGUCAACGCUGAGUGGGCCAAGCUCAAGUCCAAGAACACAUUCAAGUUCAACGUAUUGCACUGCGGCAAGUGGUGGGUUGAGGACACUAACCACCCCAACUAUACUGCUGCGGCAAAGGCUGUCGAGCGCGUAUUUGGUGUCAAGCCAGAUAUGACCCGUGAGGGUGGAAGUAUCCCAGUCACUCUUACUUUCCAGGAAGAGCUCGGCAAGAAUGUGCUGUUGCUUCCAAUGGGUAGCUCAACGGACGCUGCGCACUCCAUCAACGAGAAGCUGGACAAGAGGAACUACAUUGAGGGUACGAAGCUGUUGGGAGCAUAUCUGCACUAUGUUGCGACCGAGCUCAAGCGCAACCAGUAAGGGUUGGUCUUGAAGUAGCCUCGCAAAUAUGAGUAAAUGAACAAAUAACAUUGAACAC
Parastagonospora nodorum SN15 is the source of this 1858-nucleotide messenger RNA. RefSeq lists its product as hypothetical. Gene Ontology annotation, molecular function: metallodipeptidase activity. Bases 496 to 1800 code for a protein of 434 amino acids. Lineage: Eukaryota; Fungi; Ascomycota; Dothideomycetes; Pleosporales; Phaeosphaeriaceae. The transcript has a single exon. The record is from RefSeq and is a predicted model, not a curated record. Gene Ontology annotation, biological process: proteolysis.